Molecule: messenger RNA, 1235 nt
Organism: Rhodofomes roseus
Lineage: Eukaryota; Fungi; Basidiomycota; Agaricomycetes; Polyporales; Fomitopsidaceae
Exons: 3
Coding region: 214-1194 (326 amino acids)
Source: RefSeq, a predicted model, not a curated record
UUGUUUGGGUUAUCGAUUCGCGGGGCCUGUUUGUACACGAGCACGCGAGGUUUAAAUUCCGGUCGCGCCUCGCUCCCUCUCCCUUUCUCCAACCACUACCAUCCCGCCUAGCUCGCCCAUUCCCUCGAGCGCUUUCAUACACUCCUAUUUACUGCGCCCUUUCCCAGGCGUUCAACAUCAUCUCACUAUUCGACCAUCAUCUCUGCCAAUAUCAUGUCCUGCGGGUCCAUAUCAGGCUCAGCCUCGUCGUCCUCUUCGAACGCAUCGCCCCAACUGCUGGACGAUGCAACACUGUAUACCACUCCUGACGUGGAGGAGACUGAGAGCAGCGAACAACUGCUCGAGGCGGACGAGCUCUUCUUCGACUUUGCGAAGUGGGAGCACGAUUCCACGCCGGAAGCCUCCUCGUCGGGAGGGGAGUCCACCCCCAGCCUCGCGUCGACGGAGGAGGCGUCCGCUGCGCCAAGUGACUCACCAUUGUCGGCUUCGGAGGGUUUGCCGUCUCAGUCGCGGCCACCGAGCCCCGGUUCAUCCUCUGCUCUUUCCACCUUCACUUCCCCGGUGCGCUCCAAGCGCAAGCGGGAGGCCUCUGACGAGGGCCCGUCGACCUCGGUUCGUCAACGAGCGCGGCGGGCACCGCGCAUCACACCCCAAGCCGCGCCGACACCCCAUCAGCGGCGGGUGUACACCUGCGGCCUGAAGGCCAAGGACGACGACCUGCACAAGUGUACGUGGCAGGGCCAUUCGGAGGGCUGGUGGGCCCACCUCCGUGAGGACGAGGCGCUCAAGAAGCUGCUGCCGGUGAAGGCGGAGACGCCUCGUGGGGCGGGGGCCAGCUGCGGGUGGGAUGGAUGCGAGUUCGCUGGGACGGCGAAGGAGGUGGAGGGUCACUGGAAGACGGCCCACAAGGGCAGUCUGGCUGACGAGCGGACGGAGGACAGGGCGGCGGGCAACAGCCUAAACGACUACCAGGUCCACUGCCGCGCGUGCCUGGCUGAGGGGGUGCGCGCGGUUGUGACGGAGCCGUGCCUUGUGCGGCACCUCAGGACGAAGCAUUGGGGGACCGGGAUGAAGUGGUGUGAUGGGUGCGGGGAGUGGAAACGUGCGGAUACGUAUGCUACGGGGGCGCGGGACCACCGGGGCACUUGCUUACUCGACCACUUGAUGGGAAAGAACGCUAGGCAUUCAACCUAGCGGAGGGCUUCCUGUUCGUCUAUUCUGCUUUGCGUCUUCUG